AUGCUCGGGUGUUUCGGCCGGCCAGCCACAGCCUGCUGCGCUGUGGCGCUGGCGCUGCUGGUCUCCGUGUCGGUUGCCAACCCCGUGCACCACGCGCCCAACGCCGUCAUCGACCUCCUGCCGCGGCAGACCAUCACGCCGGGCGGCAGGCCGUGCGGCCAGAACAACGCCACCAACCGCGGCUGCUGGAAGAACAGCUGGAACAUCAGCACCGACUAUGAAGUGACGACGCCGCCAGCGUUCAACACGCUCACUGUAUGCCAAUAUCCCGGGCCAACAAUAUCAGCCGACUGGGGAGACUAUGUGAUUGUCAACGUCUUCAACGACAUGCAAGACAAUGGCACGUCGAUCCACUGGCACGGGAUCCGGCAGUUUGGCGAGAGCAACCAGGACGGGGCCAACGGGGUGACCGAGUGCCCGAUCCCGCCGGGGCACAACAAGACGUAUGAUUUCCACACGACGCAGUACGGCACGUCGUGGUAUCAUAGCCACUACUCGAACCAGUACGGCAACGGGGUCGUGGGCCCGCUGAUCGUCAACGGGCCGACGUCGGCCAACUGGGACAUCGACCUCGGACCGUACGCCAUGACCGACUACUACUGGGAAACCGCGGACCGGCUGACGCUGCGGGCCGAGCUCGUGGCCAACGGCGCGCCGCCCGACUCGGACAACAUCCUGUUCCGCGGCAAGAACGUGCACCCCACCGCGGCGACGGGCGGCGCCUACGACCGCGUCACGCUGACCCCCGGCAAGAAGCACCUGCUGCGCCUCAUCAACACCAGCGUCGACAACUCGCUGACCGUGUCCCUCGUCGGCCACAACUUCACCGUCAUCGCCACGGACCUCGUCGCCGUGACACCCACGGUGCGCAGCACGCUGUUCCUAGGCGUCGGCCAGCGCUACGACGUCAUCAUCGACGCCAGCCAGCCCGUGGCCAACUACUGGUUCAACGCGACGCUCGAGGCGGCCAACAACUGCGGCAAGACGCACAACCCGUUCCCGGCGGCCAUCUUCCACUACGACGGCGCGAGCGCCACGGGCCUGCCGACCAACCGCGGCACGCCCGUAGUAGCGGCGUGCGCCGGCGAGACGGGGUUCGCGCCCGUCGUCACGCGCACGGUGCCGGCGGCGUCGUUCGCGCCGUCGACGCUGCCCAUCGACCUCGCGUUCCCCACCGGCCCGCGCGGCCAGGUCUUCGAGUGGAGCAUCCGCAACACGCCCAUCGUCGUCGAGUGGGACCACCCCGUGCUGGAGUACAUCCUGCAGGGCAACACGUCGUUCCCCGCCGCCAUCAACCUGGUGCAGGUCGCCGGCGCGAAUGUCUGGACCUUCUGGGUGCUGCAGAACGACUUUGUGCUGCCGCACCCAAUCCACCUGCACGGGCACGACUUUUUGGUUCUUGGCCUGGGGACCGGCGUCUUCGACGCGGCGACCAUGGCCGGCCAGCUGAAUUUCAACAACCCCGUGCGCCGCGACGUCGUGCAGAUGCCCGGAUCCGGCUGGCUGGUGAUCGCGUACAAGACCGACAACCCGGGCGUCUGGCUCAUGCACUGCCAUAUCGGCUGGCACGUGGCCAGCGGCCUGGGGAUCCAGUUUCUGGAGCGCAAGAGCGAGAUCCCCACGCUAAUGCACCUCGAUCAGAUGGAGCCCAACUGCAAUGCUUGGCGAGCCUACCAGCCCUCCAGCCCGUACCUGCCUAAGCUCGACUCGGGGCUUAAGCGGCGCUUUGCCGGCGAGGGCGGGCUGCCGGCGGGCGCGGAGAGGGUGUUGAAGCCUGCGGUGAGGAGGAUUGGGUGAUGGGUCUCUUCUUUCUCUUCCCCUUUCCUUUCCCCUUCCAUUUCUUUGCCCCUCCCUUUAUUUUAUGUGGGAGUCGGAGUUGUUUGUCGGUGGCGUUCGGGCUCUCCAUUCAUAUCCCGACGUCUUGUUCGGUUCGGCCAAAAACAGAUAGGUCCUAGGUGCAUGG
Molecule: messenger RNA, 1963 nt
Organism: Lasiosphaeria miniovina
Lineage: Eukaryota; Fungi; Ascomycota; Sordariomycetes; Sordariales; Lasiosphaeriaceae
Product: Cupredoxin
Exons: 4
Coding region: 1-1797 (598 amino acids)
Molecular function (GO): copper ion binding; oxidoreductase activity
Source: RefSeq, a predicted model, not a curated record